AGGGGCUGUGGCCGCUGGCCGAGGCCGGCGCCGGCGUGGGUCCGUCCGGGUGGUCGGCGUCCCCGCACCCGCACCCGGGAGGAGGCAGCGGGUGCUCCGAGGAGGAGCGGGGCAUUUUGCUCCUCCGCCGCCCUCGAACGUCUCCCGGAACACCUCACGUUUGCCCUGAGGUGGGGAGUCUGAGGGGCGCGCUCUAGGCCCUCCUCCGCCUCCCGCUGCUCCUUCUCCUCAGCCUGCGCCGCGAGCGGCCGCCCGGACCUCGCCGGGAGUGGCGGGCUGGACCCACACCCCGCGUGGGGGGUGGGGAGGGCUGUGUCCCUUAACCCCAAUGCCCUCCGCGAGAAGAGCUGAGUGGCCGUUGUGGUUGGAGCCGAGGAGGUUUCCCUUGGUGGCGAGUGCGGCCAGAACACCGGUCACUUUAGUUUUACGCGCGCACGUGUGUGAGUCUGGUAUAAGUUGGUUUCCUGAGAUUCUGUCUUAGUGAAAAGGAAUUGGAAAAUACUCUUGGAAAGAAAUCUGGGACAAUAAGAAAGCAAGAAUUUGUUUUUACAUGGUUGUCAGCUCUCUUACAAAUAUGGACACUUUUCCCACCAUUUUCCCUCCUGGUGGAGACAGUGGCUUGACAAGUUCCCAGUCUGAGUUUCAAAAAAUGUUAAUUGAUGAAAGAUUACGAUGUGAACAUCAUAAAACUAAUUAUCAGACUCUGAAAGCUGACCACACAAGGUUGCAAGAUGAAUAUGUGAAAUCACAAAAUGAACUGAAACGCCUAUUAAGUGAAAAGCAAACUAACCAGGAAAAAUUUCAGUUGCUGCUUGAAGAAUUAAGAGGGGAAUUAGUAGAAAAAACUAAAAACUUAGAAGAAGUGAAGCUGCAGGUAUUAACUCCACAAAAAUUGGAAUUAUUAAGAGCCCAGAUACAACAAGAAUUAGAAACUCCAAUGAGAGAACAGUUUAGAAAUCUAGAUGAAGAGGUAGAAAAGUAUAGAGCUGAGUAUAAUAAGCUGCGCUAUGAACAUACAUUUCUUAAAUCAGAAUUUGAACACCAGAAAGAAGAAUUUGCACGACUCUUAGAAGAAGAAAAAAUAAAAUAUGAAUCGGAGAUUGCAAGAGUGGAGAAAGAUAAAGAAGAACUGCAUAACCAGCUAUUAAGUAUUGAUCCCUCAAGAGAAAGCAAACGAAUACAGCAACUUGUUCAAGACAAACUCCAUUUGUGUCAGAAAUUAAAAAGUUUAGAGGAAGAAGUAGCCGAAUUAAGGGCUGAAAAAGAGAAUUCUGGGGCUCAGGUAGAAAGUGUUCAAAGAAUUCAGGUGCGGCAGUUGGCAGAGAUGCAAGCUACAAUCAGAUCCCUGGAGGCUGAGAAGCAGUCUGCUAAACUACAGACUGAACACUUGGAAAAAGAGCUACAAUCAAGCAAUGAACAAAAUACUAUUUUAAUCACUAAAGUGCAUAAAGCUGAACGAGAAAUAAAUACAUUAACUAGUAAAGUAAAAGAACUUAAGCACUCAAACAAAUUAGAAAUAACAGACAUCAAACUGGAGGCAGCAAGAGCUAAAAGUGAGCUAGAAAGAGAAAGAAAUAGAAUUCAGAAUGAACUGGAUGGAUUACAGUCAGACAAUGAAAUUCUUAAGUCAGCUGUUGAACACCACAAAAUGCUCUUAGCGGAAAAGGAUCGUGAAUUAGUACGUAAAGUACAAGCUGCCAAAGAAGAAGGUUAUCAGAAACUUGUAGUAUUACAGGAUGAAAAGCUAGAACUUGAGAGCAGAUUAUCGGAUUUAGAGAAAGUGAAAGUGGAUCAUGACGUCUGGAGGCAGUCUGAAAAGGAUCAGUGCGAAGAGAAGUUGCGGGCCUCACAGAUGGCAGAAGAGGCGGCCCGAAGAGAGCUUCAGAAUAUUAGGUUAAAACUUCAACAGCAAGCUCUGGAUAUAGAAAAUGCUGAGAAAGAAAAAAGUGAAAAUUUGGACCUAAAAGAGCAAAUCAGUAAUUUGCAGAUGCAAGUGACAUCACUUACACAGUCAGAGAAUGAGUUAUUGAAUUCAAACCAACUUCUGAAGGAAACGGUGGAGAGAUUAAAACAUGAGUGCCGACAUUUGAGAAGCCAAGCCGAAAAAGCACAAAUAGAAGUUGAAAAGACAGUGGAAGAGAAACAGAUACAGUGGUUGGAAGAAAAGCACAAACUUCAUGAGCGCAUUACAGACAGAGAAGAAAAGUAUAAUCAAGCUAAAGAGAAACUGCAGCGAGCUGCCAUUGCCCAGAAAAAGAGAAAAUCUCUUCAUGAAAACAAACUGAAGAGACUUCAAGAGAAAGUAGAAAUCUUGGAGGCAAAGAGAGAAGAAUUAGAAACCGAAAACCAGGUGUUAAAUAGGCAAAAUGUUCCAUUUGAAGAAUAUACAAGGCUUCAAAAAAGACUGAAGGAUAUACAGAGAAGACAUAAUGAGUUUCGAAGUUUAAUUUUGAUUCCUAACAUACCUCCAACUGCAUCCAUCAAUCCUGUUAGCUUUCCAUCAUCAUCCAUGGUUCCAGGCAUGGAAUUACCAUUUCCUCCUCAUAUGCAGGAGGAACAGCAUCAAAGGGAACUAUCUCUACUUCGCAAAAGGCUAGAAGAACUAGAAACAACACAGAGAAAACAGCUAGAGGAACUUGGAUCUCCUGGGGAAUGAUGUUCUUAGAGAAAUAGCAGAUCAAAGGAAUAAAAUCAGUGACUCAAUAAAGCCUGAAGUUUUCAUGUAUGUGGCAUUUAGAUCCCUUAUUACUGUUUGCCAAAACACUCCAAUGUGCCUCAAGAAAAGGUACCAGCUACCUACCGUGUUGCAUAAGGGUUGGAAGUUCAGGAUCACCCUAAUGACAGAGAAGCAGUAAAAACAGUUUGAGAUGUUUAAAUAUUUAUUGACAACCCUCCAAGAAAGAAAAAAUGGAAAGGAAUAAUAGGGAAUCAAGUUUUAAAUUACUGGAUUUUU
Sorex fumeus (smoky shrew) is the source of this 2953-nucleotide messenger RNA. RefSeq names its product centrosomal protein 83 (gene CEP83). NCBI's taxonomy places the organism in Eukaryota, Metazoa, Chordata, Mammalia, Eulipotyphla, Soricidae. The record is from RefSeq and is a predicted model, not a curated record. Gene Ontology annotation, cellular component: centrosome. The coding region runs from base 551 to 2656 and encodes 701 amino acids. The transcript is spliced from 16 exons.